Drosophila eugracilis is the source of this 2888-nucleotide messenger RNA. Its product is annotated as sodium-dependent serotonin transporter. NCBI's taxonomy places the organism in Eukaryota, Metazoa, Arthropoda, Insecta, Diptera, Drosophilidae. The record is from RefSeq and is a predicted model, not a curated record. Gene Ontology annotation, cellular component: membrane; neuron projection. Gene Ontology annotation, biological process: sodium ion transmembrane transport; serotonin uptake. Gene Ontology annotation, molecular function: serotonin:sodium:chloride symporter activity; serotonin binding.
GGGAUUGGGGAAGAGCCCGUGAAAAGCCGCAGGUAGAGCGCAGGUAUCGCUUUUUCUGGCCCCGGACUGAGUUCAGAUCCAGAGUUCGGCUGGCUAAGCUCGUGCCGCGAUCGGCGUACACUGCCACGCCUCCAGGCACCACGCCCCCGUCCCUGACACGAUCCCUUCACUGCAACAUGGACCGCAGCGGGAGCUCUGAUUUCGGCGGAACAGUUGCCGCCACAGGCCGCUCGCAUACUGCCCCCUGGAGCGAUGACAAGGAGUCGCCAAACAAUGAGGACGACUCCAAUGAGGACGACGGCGACCACACAACGCCUGCCAAGGUCACCGAUCCACUGGCCCCCAAAUUGGCCAACAAUGAGCGGAUUUUGGUUGUGUCCGUGACGGAAAGAACUAGAGAAACUUGGGGACAAAAAGCGGAGUUUCUACUGGCCGUCAUUGGCUUCGCUGUUGACCUGGGAAAUGUUUGGCGGUUCCCGUACAUUUGCUACCAGAACGGAGGAGGUGCUUUCCUGGUUCCGUACUGUCUAUUCCUGAUCUUCGGCGGUCUCCCUCUUUUUUACAUGGAGCUGGCACUGGGCCAGUUUCAUCGAUGUGGCUGCCUCAGCAUUUGGAAGCGCAUUUGUCCGGCCCUCAAAGGCGUGGGCUAUGCAAUAUGCCUGAUUGACAUAUAUAUGGGCAUGUACUAUAACACUAUAAUCGGAUGGGCGGUGUACUACCUCUUCGCCUCCUUUACAUCCAAGUUGCCGUGGACAUCCUGCGACAAUCCCUGGAAUACAGAAAACUGUAUGCAGGUGACCAGUGUGAACUUCACGGAAUUUGCCACCUCUCCAGCCAAGGAGUUCUUUGAGCGAAAAGUGCUGGAGAGCUACAAAGGCAAUGGACUGGACUUCAUGGGUCCUGUGAAGCCCACUCUAGCGCUUUGUGUUUUCGGAGUCUUUGUACUGGUGUAUUUCUCUCUGUGGAAGGGAGUAAGAAGCGCCGGAAAGGUUGUGUGGGUCACAGCUCUGGCUCCGUACGUGGUGCUUAUCAUCCUCCUGGUAAGGGGAGUUUCCCUGCCCGGCGCUGAUGAGGGCAUCAAGUACUACCUAACUCCCGAGUGGCACAAGCUGAAGAACUCAAAAGUGUGGAUCGACGCCGCAUCGCAGAUAUUCUUCUCCUUGGGUCCUGGCUUUGGAACCCUGCUGGCCCUGUCCAGCUACAACAAGUUUAACAACAAUUGCUAUAGGGAUGCCCUCAUCACGAGUAGCAUCAACUGCCUCACCAGUUUCCUGGCAGGAUUCGUCAUCUUCUCCGUUUUGGGAUAUAUGGCUUACGUGCAAAAGACCUCAAUCGACAAAGUGGGCUUGGAGGGUCCCGGGUUGGUAUUCAUCGUUUACCCGGAGGCCAUUGCCACAAUGAGUGGUUCGGUUUUCUGGAGCAUAAUAUUCUUCCUGAUGCUGAUCACCCUGGGACUGGACAGUACCUUUGGCGGGUUGGAGGCGAUGAUUACGGCGCUGUGCGAUGAAUAUCCUCGAGUUAUUGGAAGACGAAGGGAACUGUUCGUCCUGCUGCUCCUUGCCUUUAUCUUUCUGUGCGCCUUGCCCACGAUGACCUACGGCGGUGUGGUUCUGGUCAACUUCCUGAAUGUCUACGGACCUGGAUUGGCGAUUCUUUUUGUGGUCUUCGUUGAGGCAGCCGGAGUGUUUUGGUUCUACGGUGUAGAUCGCUUCAGCGCGGAUGUGGAACAGAUGCUGGGCAGCAAGCCAGGACUAUUCUGGCGGAUCUGCUGGACCUACAUUAGUCCUGUAUUCCUGCUGACCAUCUUCAUAUUCUCCAUCAUGGGCUACAAGGAGAUGCUUGGCGAAGAGUACUACUAUCCGGACUGGAGCUACCAAGUGGGUUGGGCAGUAACCUGCUCUUCGGUGCUGUGCAUCCCCAUGUACAUUAUCUACAAGUUCUUCUUUGCCUCGAAGGGCGGUUGCCGCCAGAGGCUGCAGGAGUCCUUCCAGCCAGAUGAAAACUGCGGAUCGGUGGUGCCCGGCCAGCAGGGCACCACGGUGUGACAAGACCACGCCCAAGUCCACCUCAACAUCCGCACCAGCUGCACCAGUAUUAAGAUCUACAACCUCAACUGCAGCAGCAACAGCAACAGCUUGUCACCAACAACCUCGGGGGCCGAAGGAAGGAGCUGCCACGCCGCCUUCCACUCAAACAAUCUCAACUGCAACCACAGCUGCCCGCCGGAGGAUCACAACAGAAUCCGGAACCAACAACAGUAUCAGCAUCACCACCGGAUCACCAGCGAUAUCAUUAGUGCUAGUCUCAGGCAGUCGCAUAGCCAUAGUUUAAGCCUCUGCUCGGUGCAGAGCAAUCCCAUGAUGACCCCCAGAAUCCAAAAUGCUGCCGAGGACAAUAACUGCUCGCUGAAACUCAGCAGCUGCCAGCCACUCAAGUUCCCGCUGGCCAGCGAGUGGCUGGUCUAAGGAAAGCCUCCAAUCCAAUGCACCAAGCGGGAGUCCUGCAAAGCAGCCAUUUUGCAGGACUCCUCGUGCACAGUAUACCAUUUCCCAAAAGGGAGGAACGAGGAACUCAACGUAUAAUCUAGUUUGAUUGCUUUGCAAGCUCAUAGUGAACAUAAGUAUUCUAGUUGUCCAACCAACGAUGGUGUUAGUAAUGAAACCCUAGCCUUAGUUCGUAAGCGUUAACUAGCUCAGCUGUAAGUGAAAUGAAGUUUGGUAAAAUGCUUUCUAAGUAAUAACUGCUCUGAAAAAGAGAGCGCCCUGUACAAUGCAUUACUCAGCUGUUAUCCUGCGCAAAGGAAAAGCACUGUAAAACAGCCAUUUACAAUGCUAUUCCGACGUGUCUGAUGCUUUAAUUUGGUUUUAAAUAUAAUUUCGGUUUUACGA